UCUUCGCGUCGGGCCCGUCAAACGCACCUGCGAUCGUCGCGAACGCGGUCGUGUGUGCUCUCGCAUUUCACCGCGCACACGACGCGAACUUUUAUCGCAACACGCGAGUCACGCGCAUCGCGAAAUUUUAUCAAAAUUAUUACCGCAAUGACACUCUCGUGAACAUUCGCAUAGCCUUCUUAAAAUGCGUUAAUUAACUUUGUUUAAUAUGUAAAUCAGCAAGAAAAACUGUUACUUGUGUGUAAGUUACAUUAAAAGUUCUUUCAAAUAAAAACAAGUUGGGAUUGAAUGUGAUCGUGAUCAGUGAGGAUUUUGCGGAUUCAAAAUGGCUUCGAUUAUGUGUAGCAAGGAACAAAUAAACGAUAUUAUGGAUAAAAUGCACAAGGGCUUUCCAAAGUGCAGCUUAAAAUUGCCAGCGUGGGAUAAUUUAACCAACGCGCUGCCUCGAUUACACAUCCCGGCCAUGCCGGCCGUGCGCUCACGGCGCGGCUGGUGCGGCUGCCUACAAGAUGACGAACCUCCUGAAAUUACCUAUUGCGUGGUGGAGAACUCUGGGACUCUGCAAGCCAUCACUCCAACACAGCCAAUGCCACCGCAGGAUGAACUGGAUGCAAAAUUUGCGGAACUUGUCGAGGAACUUGAUUUAACAGCCCCAAACAAAGCUGCAAUGCUCAGCCUACCUUCGGAGAAAAAAUGGCAGAUCUAUUGCUCAAGAAAGGGCGGCGAGGACAGCGUCGACUUGGCUCAAGGACCCGAACAUUACAUAGAAAGACUGCAGACAUUAGCCACUUUGGAAUAUCCAGAAUUAAACACCGAAGAAGAAAUCCGUACUCGAACGAAACAAAUCGACGGUCUGAAGACAGCUCUGCGCACGUCUACACACAGUUUUGUAAUCAAAUUCAUUGAAUUGGAUGGCCUCCCGGUGCUUUUGGACUUUUUGGAGAAAAUGGAUUACUUUGCCGCGCAGAGUUCACUUCAUACGAGUAUUAUUGGUUGUGUCAAAGCUCUCAUGAACAAUUCUACUGGGCGGGCGCAUGUCUUGGCACAUCCAACAAGCAUCAAUACAAUUGCUCAAUCUCUGAGCACAGAAAACAUCAAAACAAAAAUUGCGGCGUUGGAAAUUCUCGGCGCUGUUUGUUUGGUGUCUGGUGGGCAUAAGAAGGUCCUGGAUGCUAUGUUGCACUAUCAGAAAUAUGCAUUUGAACGAACGCGAUUCCAAGGCAUCAUUAAUGAUCUGGAUAAAUCUACGGGAGUUUAUCGAGAUGAAGUCAACUUGAAAACUGCGAUUAUGUCUUUCAUCAAUGCUGUCUUAAGCUAUGGCCAAGGACAGGAAAAUCUGGAAUUUCGUUUGCAUUUACGUUAUGAGUUUCUUAUGCUUGGUAUACAACCGAUUAUUGAUAAACUCAAACGUCAUGAAAAUGAAAAUUUAGAUCGUCAUUUGGACUUUUUUGAAAUGGUCCGCAAUGACGAUGAAAAGGAGUUGGCUAAAAAGUUUGACCAGGAGCAUAUUGAUACCAAAAGUGCGUCUGCUAUGUUUGAUUUGAUCAGACGGAAAUUAAGUCAUACUCCAGCUUAUCCACAUCUCUUAUCUCUACUGACACAUUGUUUGCAUUUAUCUGGUGGUUGUGAUGGACAGUACUGGAUGUUAUUCGAUAGAAUUGUCCAACAGAUUGUUCUUCAACAGAAUGAAAUCGUAGAGGGCAAACGAAAAGUGGCAGAUCCUGAUGUCUCUCCCAUACAGAUUAAUGUUAAGGAGAUUGUGCAUUUGUUAGCAAAAGAGGAAGAGCUUGUUGCAGCUCGAAAGAAAGCCGAUGAGCUUGAGAAAGAAAAUACUGACAUGUCUGUUCGGCUUGCUAAGAAGGAACAGGAGCUGGAUCAAAGAACUCAGGAGAAGGAAGAUUUUGAAACGAGUCUGCUACGAAUUAAAGAGCGUUUGGAGAAGGAAACAUCCACGCAUAUUGAAACCAGGCAGAGAUUGUCUGAAAUUGAAUAUAGAGCUGCCGAAUUGGAACGUCAGGUGAAUUGUGAGCGCGGGGAGAGACACCGUUUGGAACGUCUUGUUAGUUCAGGCAAUAUCCCAGAUGAUGCCAAGGUGAUUGGAUUGAAAGGACUGGAAGCUAAUGGGGAUAUCAAAAGUGAUUUUAAGUCAGCACCACCUCCACCACCACCACUGGCGCCUCCACCACCUCCAGCUCCAGGUCCACCUCCACCACCAUGUGCACCAAUGGCCCCACCAGCACCUCUCAGAAUGGAGAUGCCUAAAAAGAACGUACCCCAACCUGGUAAUCCAUUAAAAUCGUUCAAUUGGUCAAAGUUACCAGAUGCCAAGGUAAAUGGCACAAUUUGGAGUGAGCUAGAUGACACUAAGCUUUACAAUGCGAUGGAGUUGGACAAUAUUGAUAAACUGUUUUGUGCUUAUCAAAAGAAUGGAGUUGCUAAUGAAGGUUCUAUUGAAGACCUCCGCCAGUUAGGCUCGACCAAAAAGACAAAGGUCCUAUCGGUGAUUGAUGGGCGACGAGCACAGAACUGCACUAUUCUUUUGUCUAAGCUCAAGAUGUCGGACGAGGAUAUUACCAAAGCUAUUCUAAGUAUGGACAGCAAGGAGCAGCUGCCCAUGGAUAUGGUGGAGCAACUUUUGAAGUUUACUCCAUCGCCUGAAGAGGCUGCUUUAUUGGAGGAGCAUAGUGAUGAAAUCGAUUCAUUAGCACGUGCAGAUCGAUUCCUGUAUGAAAUUUCAAAGGUGCCUCAUUAUGAACAACGCUUACGAAGUCUGCACUACAAGAAACGCUUCUUGAUCAAUGUCAACGAAUUGAUUCCACGGAUUGGAAAUGUGAUGGAAGCCUCAAGGGAAGUAUCCCGAUCCAGGCGGUUGAGAAGACUGCUGGAGAUUGUGUUGGCGCUUGGAAAUUACAUGAAUCGCGCUCGAGGCAACGCUUCCGGUUUUAGGUUGGCAUCACUAAACCGUUUAGCUGAUACAAAGUCUAGUGCAGCAAAGGGGACUACUUUGUUGCAUUAUUUAGUACAAAUUUUGGAGAAGAAAUUUAAAGACAUUCUAAGAAUGGAUGAAGAUCUACCACAUGUUCGUGAUGCUGCCAAAGUGUCCCUUGGCGAAUUGAACAAAGACAUGGCGCAGCUACGCGCUGGAUUGAAGGAUGUAGCCAAAGAAAUCGAAUUCCAUCGCGCCCAAAGCCCGGUGGCCAAUGACAAGUUUGUCCCGGUUAUGCGCGAGUUCCAAGCGACUGCCACUUGUAGAUUGGCGGAAAUUGAAGAUCAAUAUCAAGAUAUGAAGACACGCUUUGAACGUGCUGUGCGUCUGUUUGGUGAAGACCCAAGCCAAAUUCAACCUGACGAAUUCUUCGGGAUCUUUGACAGUUUCCUCACCACCUUCCAGGAGGCGCGUCAAGACAACGAAAAUAUGCGUAAGCGUCAAGAGGAGGAAGAAAAGCGUGCCAAACAAGAAGCAGAUCUGAAGAAACUCACCCUUGAACGCAAACACAGUCGAGAAGGCAUUCUCUCAACAAUCAGCAAAACAAUAGGUCUGAAGAAUUCUUCGAAUGGUGAGAGCAACGACGCCAAAGGAGAGUUCGAUGAUUUGAUCUCGGCGUUAAGAACUGGAGAUGUAUUUGGCGAGGACAUGGCUAAAUUCAAACGAUCGAGGAAGAAUAAAAUAGCCGCCGGAAACUCACCCCCGCGAAGAAAUUCGGUAAAUCGUGAUGAUAGUCGCGAGCGUGUUAUUUCAAACGGUAAUCGACGUCAGUAAAGCUUUCAUUAUGAAUGUCUGUGUACGAUUGAGUGAUGCAUUUGCUCAUAUUUACAAACAACGGCUUUUUAGAAACAUUUUAAACGUAGCAACAAUUACUUAACGAUUAAUAAUCAACAUUAUUAGGAUGUCGAGCAUGAUAGCGACGAUGUAUCAAGCCAUAUUAAUUGGAUAAUCGGAUGUACUGAUUUUACGUAAAGAGUUUAAAUUUAACGCAUAGUAAUAUAUUAAAAAGUGGAUCAACAUGAUAUGAAACGAAGGCAAAAAUUAAUGUUUUGUAUAAAAUAUUUUGAAAAAAGCAAACGAACUUUUAGUUUCGUACAACUCAAACACAUGUACAAUUAAGUAUUUUUUUCGGUAUUUUCUAUAUGAUAUCGGACCAAUAUUUCUACAAAUAUUGUACAAUUUGGCGACAAAAAUGAACUUGUGGUCAGUUUGUUUUAUUUUGUAAUUACUUUCAUUUCUGAUCCGUUAGUCAUGGAGUACUCAAUAUGUACUCAAAGUGCAGCGGUGACAUUGUAUAAAUUUUAUUGUUAUUUUGUUUAAACUUGAAUUUGUACGUACAACUUAUGAUUAUUAAUUUAUAUCGAUUUGUAACAGACUUUAAAUGAUACUGUGGAUACGUUAGGUAGCGAGAAGAACGACGAGGCAUCUCAAUUAUUAAUCACAGAUUCCGUGUUGCUAACUCAUUUUUAUUUGCGUUUUCCAACAUUUUAUUACCGGCAAAACACCAGUAGAUGAUAUCCUGACGACUGUGAACGCUGUGGACCACAGUCCUUGACAGUGGGAGCAGUGAUGACAAUUUGUAUGUUUGUAUAACGUAGAAAACAAACGAGUAGUAGAUAAAUGUUACAGUUUUUAUUAUUAUUACGAUGAUGAAUUAUUAAAUGAUUAUUAUUGAAA
This is a messenger RNA of Dalotia coriaria, 4663 nucleotides long. RefSeq names its product disheveled-associated activator of morphogenesis-like protein (gene DAAM). The record is from RefSeq and is a predicted model, not a curated record. Gene Ontology annotation, biological process: positive regulation of actin filament polymerization; actin cytoskeleton organization. Gene Ontology annotation, molecular function: small GTPase binding; actin binding. NCBI's taxonomy places the organism in Eukaryota, Metazoa, Arthropoda, Insecta, Coleoptera, Staphylinidae.